Molecule: messenger RNA, 5155 nt
Organism: Ixodes scapularis (black-legged tick)
Lineage: Eukaryota; Metazoa; Arthropoda; Arachnida; Ixodida; Ixodidae
Exons: 4
Coding region: 309-842 (177 amino acids)
Source: RefSeq, a predicted model, not a curated record
GAACUUUUGCUGAGGUUCUCCGGAAAGUGCGGUGUGUUUCGCCAAGCUGAAUAUCCGGUUCCGAAUCUUUGCUUUUUGCUCCAACUGCGUUUCCCUCUGCCAUCUCUACUUGGCAGGUUCGCGAAACCUCUAUCGCUCUAACCGCAGUCAAUGUCGCUAUCAUCGCUACCCCCUCACAGCUUUCUUUUACAUACCUCUGAUAUCCCAAGCGCUAUGCGCCUUGCCAGCCUUGCUUUCACGAAGGAACCUCUCGUGGAACAAUGAUUGAUUUCGGUGAUACACGUAGCCAUAUCCGUCCGUGAAGUAUCAUGCUGGAUAAGAGCAACAAACCCUUGCUCCCACUGUCUAAUGGAUCAUAUCCACCGAUGCUUUCUCUCAACUAUCGAUACUGUCUGAGCCUGCCUGGAAUCCUGAAGCUAAUCGAAAUGAUGCUCAAUGUGGCGUGCAUCCACCUGAUGCUGCAGUACUGUAACCCAACGUACACGGCCGUCACGUGGGGUUUCCUGGGCAACACGGACGAGACCCUCUUCAUCCUCAUCAACUUCAGCGCUCUCAUGAUGAAUGCCCUCUUUUUCAUCUCAUGCAUCCUUUCGGUCGCCACAGCUGUGGCCCUGUCCAAGUCUGUCCUUGAUGUGAUGGGGAACAUCGCUCACUUUUUCAUUUGCAUUGGAAGCAGUUUGGUGCUCCUGUCAUCUGUUGUCACUCACCAACCUACCACAAAGUACAAAGAGUACAUUUUCCAGGGAAAAGUGACUGUUUCGGUGCUGGGCAUUGUGAAUUCUCUGCUCUACCUGUGCAGUGUCUUAGCCGCCUACUGGACCUGUAAAUCCAGCAGAUACUAACGCUGCCAUUGCUGCUUCCACAUGGUGCGCGUAAUACAUGUUUACGCGCAGCUGUAAAACUGAGCCGGGGAUCAAAACAUUUACUGCCCUUUAUUUUCGUUGAGGGUCUUUUGUGCAUCGUCAGCAUGCAUGACAACGAUAAUAUUCUGAUGCUUGUGCUCAUAAUGCUAGUCAUUGUUCCUGUGAACACAUUGCUAUUCUCAGUGACAACAUUAUUUCAAAUUUUUAUUUGUUAUCCUAACAUAAAAGUUAGGUGAGAUAAAUGGGUUGCAAGUCACCUUUUGUGCUUCUUGGGACACUUGUAUCACUUCAGUUUGCGUUGAUGUGCAAGUGCGUCUUUGUUCUGCUUAUUUUUUCUUUUGGAAGUAACAGAAGACGGCAUACUUUGCCCUGCAGGCAUCAACUGUGCUGUCACACCUAAAGGCCAAUUGCUCCAACAAAAAAAAAAUAUAUAUAUAUAAUUUUUUUUUUAGUUAUAAUUUGUGCGCAUUAGGAUUUUGUAAGUACCCACACGAGUGAGGCAUAACAACAGAAUCAAAAUAAUGAGUCACAAAUGGGUUAUUCUGUUGAGUGCCUGGCAUAAUCACUGAUGUCAUGCCUAGGGUUCCAAGCAUAGUUCCACACUUCUGCCAUGUACGGCUGAGAUUGUUAUGGCUGUCGUGUAACUUCAAUGCUCCACAUUUUUUUAACUGACUUAGUUUCUAUUUUAGCAUGGAAAACAAUGAAUGAAUCAGGGAACACAACUAUGUGGUGUGAAAUCAAAAAUUUCUUGGCAUACCCUCUCUUUUAUUAGGGGCGAAGCUCCUUAGGGUCUAGCCUUGUCCGGCGUUCGUGCUCACAUCGAUUGCCAUCCCACCUGUCUUCUUAAAAAAAGAAGGGGGCUCUGAGAUGUAGUAGUAACUCAAGAACUGGGGAUGUCAUGGAUGAAACGUUGCAUGCAUGUAGCCGCUCAACGUCUAUACAGGAGAGGGCGCUGUGGUCAAGUGCAUAUAUAAUCGUGUUAAACUUUGCAUGCAUUGGCUCAAAGUUUAUAGACGAGAGGUUGCUGCGGUCAAAUGCUCAAAUGCGUAUAUAACCACGUUCCAUGCCACACAUUCUCUUUCUGACAUGGAUGAAAACGAACGAAAAGCUCGGCAUGCUGCGGCUCAGCGUCUACGCAGACAGCAAACUGCUCCGAAAAGAAUAAAAAAAAAAAAAAAAAAGUCAGCGUUAUCAGCACUACCUAUGAGCAAAAUCAGUAUCAUCAGCACCACCAGAGCUUCGCCCCAAUCAACAUCAUUCACCACGUGGAGAUGCGGUCAUUUUUUAUCAUUAAGAGUUUUCUUGCAGUUCGCUUGUAACUGCACGGAGCAUGGGAAUGCUCCAUUUACAAGCCGGAAGCACCUUGUAUCAUUUUGCUUGUCUCAUCCGUAUUUUUUUCUGCGCUUUUUCCAAACUUUAAUGCCUCUCUAUGCUGAGAAAGCUAAUCUGGGUUAUCGUUUGGAACAUAUUGUAGUGUAGAACCUGUUUAAAAGAGAAAGCUGAAGCAUUUUUUUCAAAUUCGAAAAAUGUGCAAGAUACUGGAAGUAGGCACCUUAAAAAUAAUGUUUUUAAGGGGCUUUUUUUUUCGGUGUAGGAGUGCCAUAAGCGAAAAGGAAACCUAGCAAACCAUCAGCAGUGUCUGGUGACGCACGCACGUCUUUCAGGUGGCUUGGAAAUGCCAGUGAUGACGUUACAAUGCCUUUGAGAAGUGGCAGGUGGCAAAGAGGUUUGCACCAUGCCUGAGCGAUUGCUGCACAUUGUUUUAAAUAAAAGCAGCAGAGGAGAGCAUGUAUUCUGAGAGCUGAAAAAACAAGUGCAAAGAAAUGAGCAGAAUAUAACUUGCUGAUAAGCUGGACAGCAGGAAUGAAGCAAACUCCUGGCAGGAUUUACGCUAAAUUCUGUCCAAUUCCAGUGCGUUGACUAAAUUCAGGAGAGAAAAGGUAUAGGGAAUAGCUUUACUGGUUGUCCGUAGCUGCAUACUUUUAGGUUAGACUCAUGCUGGCAGCGAGUGUUUGCCGGAUUCCUUUCACACCAUUGAAACUGUGUUUUAUAAGAAACGGUUUAUCGACAGCUUGCACUGAUGACAUCUCAAUACAUAGAAGGCCGCUCCUAAUUUUGUUUAUUUUCUUCAUUGCUCCAGCUUUUUAGAGGAAACUAGCAGCUGCUCCAAGAGUUUAAGUGUAAUUCAAACGGUAUAAUACAACAUAAUGCCGAAUUUCUGAUUACUUUUUUUGGAUAUUGGAACACUAUCAGGUCAUGGCUUCCAUGCUUAUUUCUACAUAAAAUUUCAUCAAAAAGAAAAUGCAUCUUACUCGAGUUUUGUUUUACCACUUUGCUGUUCGUAUGGUGUACUGGUAUGGCCUUUAGGGACGAAUGGUACCCUUCAGCACUGUUGCCAGCUCUCUCGACUUCCCUAAAAUACCCCAGAACAAGGGCACUUGUGCAUGCGGAAAUGAGCAAUUUCGAGCCACUUGUAUCAUAAUCUCGCGUGCAACUCGACUCAUGUGAAACUCACACUGAGGUCUAUUUUGGGCUCCUAAAUAUGUCUGGUCCUGGUGCAUUUUUUAAAAAUAUUCAGGAUCAUAAAUGGAGUCUGUUUCUGUUCAUGUCACAAAGCCUUUUUCUUCAUUACAUGUUUAUUUUGCUUUAUAUGAGACCGGUGCACUUUAUAUUUCAGUGGGUUUUGCUGACUGCACAUUGAAUGUGUGACAAGAACCUAUAUUUGCACACCUCAGUGGAAAGCAUAUUUUGGAUGGCUUUAACACUGACUAACAAAUCACUUGUUUUCAGCACACUGCAAUUUUUAUUUUUAUGUAUUGCUGACACAUUGCUAGGAUUUUUUCGAGGUGCCAGCAUCAUCUGAAGUUCAUCGGGAAUCGGAUUGCAAUGUUUUACAAAUUAACUUAUAUUGAGAAUGUAACACUAUACCCUGGUUGUUAUGAUGAAAUGCAUGUAUGCUAACAGAAGAUAUUGAAGCACAAGAGUAUAUCCUCCAAGCGAGUUGAUCUGUGAAUAAAUUUGCAAGGGAGAUGGUAGUGCACAAAGUAAUGCCACAUAGCAUUAGCCUUUUUGCACUGUUUGUACGGCACAGUUCUACAUCUCAAACAAGCCCAGUAGCAUUUUGAGACAGUUUAUAUAUAAGACUUUCUUUUAUAUGCCUCAUGAUUUUGCAGUGAUUUAGGAUCGGCAUCACUGAUGUCGGAACCCACUGUAGGUUCUUGUUCAUAACGUGUUGUGUUGACACUAUGGGCUCACAGUUUUACAGCGGAGCUGUUAAGGGCUAGGUUCCCCAGGAUUGUGUCCGUGUAUGUCGACACAAACCUACCUGGACAGCUACCGCCAUCUAUAAGCAACGGCGGCAAGCACACAACCAGUAUGGUUUCUGCCGUCGUUCGUAGAUGGCGGCAACCUUUCCAGCUAUAAUAGAAGAAUGGAUAGUUGGGCGCGUUGGUGGGAAUUCAUCGUAGGAAACAGCACGAAAAACAGACGACGACGAAGAAGAAGCACACAGUGUAUCGAGUACCAGCUCCGCUGGUCUUCCUUUUUACUUCGGAAACUAUUGUUAUGCCCAACUCUACUUCACAUCUCGAUUUUAUUUUGUAAUUAGAAUAGACACUAAGCAGCAUAUGAUUGGUAUGUUGUAACAAAUUGGGAUUUGAAGAGCCAGGGUCCAGAUGAAAACUGAAUUGCCAUUCUUGCUGGCAUCUAAUCUGAUAGGACUACUAUUUUUUUUCCUCUGGUGGUCAUGACUGAUCUCGCUAUUAAGUGAGGAGCAUGUCUGGGCUUGAGGAUGCCUUGUAAUGUGGAAGACUACUUACUCUGCUGUCCUGCUGAAUUCCCUGUGUUCAGUGGCACUCAAGAAAGGUCACUGCAUUCAACAAAACUACUACCUGUUUGUAUGCAGUGUGCAUUUCUGCUAAAAACUGCACAGAUGGAGCCAGCAACUGUGGCACCCUUGUGAUACAGGCUUUUUGUGUACAUGGCUUACCUUCCGUCACACACAAUUUUGAAUGAGACUGAUCAAAUGUCCAGGUCAUUGAAAGCUCUGCCCACUUUUUACAUCUUUUUUUGUUUUGAUAAGCACAUACACGCUUACAAAGAGACAACCAUACUAGUCUAGUGGGGUUGACUUGUGAGUCUUGUUUUAAAUGUGUAACGGGCAUUGCCAUAUUACUACUAUUCAACAUUGAAACUUCAAUGAUGGCUGAGCAUUGUUUUUGAGUAUAAGCACAUACUUAUUUUUGUGUUGGUAGUCAUUUCCUAAAAGUAAAAUAAAAUUGAGGUCUGAGAAA